AUGGCAGACGUCCAGGUGCACUGCGGCCCUUAUGAAUCCAUCUCGGACACGGCUUCUCCGGGUCUGCUCUUCCUCCGCCGCUUACUGCCGGCGCUCGACUCGCUUGGGCCCUUUGACGCCCGCGACGGCCAGCGCCCGCCGCAACUCGUCCGCCUCCUCGCUCCCGACGCCACCUUUGUCAUGAAUGGUGGCCCGCCGCUCCCAGCCGUCGACGUUCUCCAAAUGCUGCCCAAGCGCGCAGAACGCCUCGCCCGUUUCCGCCACGACGUCCGCAUGGCCUGGGACGUUGCACCCCGCGGCGACGGCUACGGCGACGGCGCCGGCGCCGGGCGCCGCACCGUCAUGUACGAGUCCACCAGCGUCUCCGUCUUCAAGGCCGACCCCGAGGCCGUCGAGGUUCGCGUCGCCGAGUUCAACGUCGUCGAGCUGGUCCUCGUCACGGACCCGGAAACGGGCGAGGCGUCGCUCAAGGCGCUUCAGCUGCGCGCCUUCUUGGACGGCGGCCCGGUGACGUCAAGGGCCCAGAUGAUUGCUGCAGGGGAGUAA
This is a messenger RNA of Beauveria bassiana ARSEF 2860, 546 nucleotides long. RefSeq lists its product as uncharacterized. Bases 1 to 546 code for a protein of 181 amino acids. The transcript has a single exon. NCBI's taxonomy places the organism in Eukaryota, Fungi, Ascomycota, Sordariomycetes, Hypocreales, Cordycipitaceae. The record is from RefSeq and is a predicted model, not a curated record.